Molecule: messenger RNA, 1131 nt
Organism: Epithele typhae
Lineage: Eukaryota; Fungi; Basidiomycota; Agaricomycetes; Polyporales; Epitheliaceae
Exons: 3
Coding region: 1-1131 (376 amino acids)
Source: RefSeq, a predicted model, not a curated record
AUGAAUCUAUGCGUGCAUGAAGACGCACAGCGCGCGGUCAACAAUCUGUCCCCUAUCCCCCCGACAAUCCGUGCUAUUGUCCUCGACUACACCAACUUCUGGCCUCGCAUUGCUCAGCUUGUUCGCACCACCAAGCCUCUCGUUGAUGCCAUCGGGAACGUCGAGUCCCGGAACGCCGGGCUCGCAGACUGCAUGCUUGAACUACUCCGCUGCGCGCAAGCGAUGAUGCGGCUUGACCUUGGCGACAAUGAUGAUCCUGGCUUCUGGGACCACGCCAAGAUUAUGGACACCGAGCACCAUGGACUCGCUCUCUACCUUCACCCGCUGUGCCGCCAUCUUGCUAUGGAGGUCACAGCUUUGACCAUCGCUAAGAAGUGGGGCUGGUCGAUAGAAAGGGCGAAGGGGCUCCAAGCCGACCUCAUCAAGUACCACCGCUCGGAACAGCCAUUUGAAGGCGGGGAUCCAGACGCGCUGAAGUGGUGGAACAACUCACGCAUUGACGGGCAGCAGCAUCCUCUCAAGGCCUUCGCACUCGCCAUCCAUCACAUUGUCCCGCACGCUGCUGAGAUUGAACGAGUCUUCUCAGGUCUCGGUUGCACUCAGUCUCCCCGGCGUUGCCGCCUCAACCUCGACACAUUCGAGAAGCUUGGGAAGAUCCGGACAAACCUGCACUCACACCUACACUCGCACAUGGUGUCCAUCGGCCGGCCAGUGCAUCGCAAGCACGCCCACAUGCGGACACGAGAGGAGGGUGGGUCGAAUGUCGUGCUCGCACAGGAACUCGAGAGGACGUUCACAUGGAAACCGCCAUUGGCGACGGAAGGCGGAAUCACCGACCCGUUUGAAGCCCCAGAGGACAUCACGGUGGACGAGCUAGAUCGCGCAUUCAAGGAAUUCGAAGGCGAGCUUCAACGCGAGGCCAACGACCCGAACGCAGACCGGGACAAGCCUCCGAGCGAUGCUGGCUCGGGUGUCCUUGAAGGUCGCUCCUAUAGCUUCGAGGAGCUCGAUCGCGUGAACAAGGGCGUUGCCCCGGAGGUUUUGCAGGACGACUUGAAGGUGAUCGAGGAUGCCGGGGACGAUGCAGAAUGGGACAUCGCAGAUCUAGUGUCGGGAAAUCGAGCAGUAUGA